Diabrotica virgifera virgifera (western corn rootworm) is the source of this 3172-nucleotide messenger RNA. RefSeq lists its product as uncharacterized. The record is from RefSeq and is a predicted model, not a curated record. The transcript has 2 exons. Gene Ontology annotation, molecular function: zinc ion binding. Bases 220 to 1380 code for a protein of 386 amino acids. Lineage: Eukaryota; Metazoa; Arthropoda; Insecta; Coleoptera; Chrysomelidae.
CAAUCCAAACCACGUGACUAUUUUGACGUUUAAAUGGCGGUCGUAUGGCAUGCAGUCGAUUUUGCUGGUUUACUUGCAUUGUUGCACUUGUGCUUUUCGUUGUAGAGUUGGUGUUAAAAUUGUUUUAUUUAGUUACUUGUACCCUUUGAAAAACUGUCUUUUUCAAGACAACAUUGCAAUAUUAUUUGUGAGAGUCGGACUUUUGUUUUUAUUACAAAUAUGGCUUUAAAAGAAAGUUCGUAUUUGGACCAACUAAGAAUAAGCUCUCCUGAAGCCGCAGAUAGAUAUUUGGACAAAAUCAAACAACUUAACUGUGAUCCAUAUGCUCUAAGUGAAGUCGAUUUUGAUUAUGGACUUACCUAUGUGCCACCAAUAGCUUCCAUGGACAUUCUGACCUAUAUUGUUUUUACUCACAGCUUUUAUACCCAUGAACAAAUGAGAGCUUAUAAAAGUUUAGCAGCUUACAAAUAUUUCAAGUCUGGCUUUGUAGAAAAAGUGGGUUUUAAAGUUAUUAAUGAUCUGGUGCUUUUAAUAGGCAAGGUGCAGCAUUCAAUGAGAGCUAGAGAAACCAAAUUAAGAGUUUGGAUUAUCGCUGAAACAGGUGGUAGUAUUUGUACUGCGCAUUGUACUUGCAUGGCAGGUCUUGGGGAAGUAUGUAGCCAUGUUACAGCAGUUUUGUACGCUGCAGAGCAUGCAGCAUAUUUGAAGCAGCAGAAAAAUGAAAAGAAUGUAGCGUGUACAGAUGUCAAAUCAACUUGGCCAGUUCCAACGCAAAGUGGUACACAUCCAAUAGAAGCUGCUUCACUAGACUGGGGGAAAGUGAUAGAAGAAAAAAAUUAUAAGGAAAUUCCUCCAAUGGAUGAUAGCGAAAUGUUGGACUUGCUGCAAGAAUUGCAAAAUUCCAAUUGUGACGCUGUUUUGAUGAGGCAUGUAGAGCCAUUUGCGUCACAACUGUCAGAUGAAAAUAAUGAAAAAGUUAGUAUACCAGUCCUUUUUAAUGUGUACCAUAAAAAAUAUGAAAAAAUGCCUCUAGAUGAUCUCAUUCAACUAGGUAUGAAAUGUAAAAUGGAGGUAACCCAGAAUAUACGAAGAGAAAUAGAAGAUAAGACACAGGACCAAAGGAAAUGUGCAGAGUGGUAUAGACAAAGGACUGGUAGAGUAACAGCUUCAAUUUUUAAAGAUGUCUGUAGAACCAAUGUGGAGAAACCAUCCCUAUCUUUGAUCAAAUCAAUAUGUUACCCUCGCAAAAUUUCUACAAGGGCAAUAAGAUGGGGGAUAAAUCACGAACAGCUGGCAAUUGAUGCUUAUAAAAAAGAAACUAGCAGGAAUCAUAGAGACUUUAUAGUGAAUACAAUUGGCUUGGUUGUUCUGAAGCUAUAAAAUAUAAGCUAUAUAAAAUGAGUGAGAUUAAAUAAAUUAUUAGAAGAAUUUUUUUGCUUAGCAACAACACUUUUGUUUAUUAGUAAUAUUUUGUAUUUUGACAACGGCACCCGAUUUGGGCGUCGAAACGUUAAUAAAAUUAUUUUUUUCAUUUUUUUUUUCAUUUUAAUUGUGGCUUAUUUCCCAUAUAAAUAAUUAAUUGGCUUGGUAGUGUGCAUGAAAUGGCCUCAGUUAGGUGCCUCACCUGAUGGAUUUGUGUAUUGUGACUGUUGUGCUGCGGGUACCUUAGAAGUAAAGUGUCCAUUUUCUCUUCGAGAAAAUGGAAAUUUACAGGAGUAUGCAAGUCGAAAGGACUCCUGUCUUGAAUGUGAUAAAACUGGUACAGUAAAAAUGAAUAAAAAACAUAAGUACUAUUACCAGGUGCAAGCACAAAUAUUUAUUUGUAAACUUAAUUAUUGUGACUUUGUUGUCUGGUGUCCUAAUUUUAUAUUUAUCGAAAGAGUUUUACCAGACAUAAAAUUUUGGGAAGAAAUUAAAGAUAAAGUCCUAAAUUUUCAUGCAAAAGUAAUUAUGCCUGAACUUUUAGGACGUUAUUACACUUCCAGAGUACCAGGUGGCAAUAUAACAAAGUGGUGUUUUUGCAAUAAUGUCGAUGAUGGCCAACCUAUGGUUCAAUGCUCAUAUGAGAAUUGUAAUAUUUUCUGGUUCCAUAUUGGGUGUGUAAAUUUAUUAGAAAAACCCAAAACUAGGUGGACAUGUUCAAUAUGCAACCAGAAACUAUUUCAUGAUUAUGCCACAUAAAAUUUUAAUGGUUCAUGUUUCCAUUAUUUUCAUAAUCAUUAUUGAGUCCAUUCACUCUCUUCUUCCAUUUCGCACUUUCUGCACCAUGGUUCAUUCACCUUACUUGUCACCAUUUCAGUGACCGUUUUCAUCUCUCGUUUAUUGAGGUUCAUGAAACUGUUUGAGUUUUUUAUUAAUAUUCUUGAUUAUUUUUUUUUUAUUUAGUCUAGACUUGAACUUGAGUGGUUCUCCUUUUCUAUUGAUGAUUCUUUAUCAGCCAUUUCUGAACCUCAUUUUUCGUAGCAUCAUUAGUGAUGCCACAGAAAGGUUCUGGACCUUCAAAAGUUUCCCUCGAGCCAUGUUUAUUCCAUAUAUACAUACAAAAGUACAGUGUACCAUAGUAUACAUAUACUUUUAAGAGGAAAUUUUGAAACUUUGUUUCCUUAAUAUUUUUACAAUUCAUUCUACGGUUGAUAUAGGUCAGUCUCCGAAACAUCAAAUAAAUACAUUCUUUUCAGUUUUCAUAUGAUUUAUUUUCAUUAAAAUUGUCACAAAUUUUUUAUUAAUAUCAAAAUACAAAAACAACCAAUGAGGUGUACAUAAAUAAUAUACGCUAGCCACAGUCAUUAUUGUAAGAAUGCUACUUAAAGUUAAAAUUAAAUCAUUUGAAUGCAAAUUAUUGUCUGGAAUUGUUGAAUUCUGGACAUUAUUUUCGUUCUAGUUGAACACAUUUUUUGCAAUUUUUUUAUGCAAUCAUUAUGUUACUACAUGAUCUCUUGCUCUUGUAUUGGCUUUUAAAUUGUUAACUGUACUUAGUUUUUUACAAACUUAAUGUCUGUAUUUUACAUUUCUCAAUGGUUCGUUUCACUAGCUGCUUUACUUACAACUUGCUAGUUGCAUUGCUUUUUUUCUAUGGAUGUUUGUUAUUUAUCAAACUCAUUUGUAGAUGAACUGGUAAUGUUCACUAAUUAGUGAACAAAAAUGUCUUCAAUAAAUAGAUGAAGUAGCCGAA